Molecule: messenger RNA, 450 nt
Organism: Oldenlandia corymbosa var. corymbosa
Lineage: Eukaryota; Viridiplantae; Streptophyta; Magnoliopsida; Gentianales; Rubiaceae
Source: the annotation of a GenBank genome assembly
AUGGGCGACGACGGUGCUUCUGAAAAUCUGGAGGACUGUGUAAGGAAGCUCCAUUCGGCGUUUGAAAAGCUGAAGGAAUUAUUGGAAGCUGCUGAGAAGGAAUCCCACAAAACUAAGAAGCUGAAAAAGACCAACAAAAAAAGGGGCCUGAAAACAAGUCGUAGACUUCAGAAAGCAACAGAUGAUGAUGAUGAAGCAAACCAUGAGUUAGCCCUAGUAGUACUUGAGAACAAUAAUACUUGUUCACCAAAAUCAAUUUCCCCUGCAUCAGUCUCUGGAACCCCUCCUAACAACUUAUUAUUGAAGUCCUGCCUCAGGAGGAAAAGGAAGGUUCCCGCCGGUGAGGAUGUAAAGCGUGAACCUCUUAAUAAGAAGGUCAGAUUUGAUAAUGAAGGGAAACCCGUCAGGAUAAUUGAGAUUCCUGCAAAGAAUGCUGGCCGGAAACCAUAA